AUGGCUGGAAGAGAUGAUUACUAUGGUGGCGGUCGUGGAGGUGGUGGAUACGGCGGUGGUGGAGGAGGAGGCGGAUAUGGUGGAGGAGGACCUGGGGCAUCGUGCAUAAACAAGCGUCCGCUGGUGAUGUUCACAAAAAUCGAUAGCAACUGCGCCGUCAUAAUUGGAUACGAUGCUAGCUUAGCAUCGUUGCACCCACAAGAUUUAAUGACCUUACUUGGCCCUCAAAAGCUUUUACGAGUAAUGGGGACUUAUAAGAAUACCCUAUACGGUUAUGAGUCUAUAUAA
Messenger RNA from Strongylus vulgaris, 288 nucleotides. Lineage: Eukaryota; Metazoa; Nematoda; Chromadorea; Rhabditida; Strongylidae. The record is from the annotation of a GenBank genome assembly.